This is a messenger RNA of Auxenochlorella protothecoides, 1281 nucleotides long. RefSeq names its product ATP-dependent zinc metalloprotease FtsH. The record is from RefSeq and is a predicted model, not a curated record. The transcript has 9 exons. NCBI's taxonomy places the organism in Eukaryota, Viridiplantae, Chlorophyta, Trebouxiophyceae, Chlorellales, Chlorellaceae. Gene Ontology annotation, cellular component: chloroplast thylakoid. Gene Ontology annotation, molecular function: ATP hydrolysis activity; ATP-dependent peptidase activity; ATP binding. Bases 1 to 1281 code for a protein of 426 amino acids. Gene Ontology annotation, biological process: proteolysis.
AUGUGUGCAGGUCUUGUCCCCGAGCGCAUGCGGGCGUUCCUGACCCCAGGCAGGCUGCGACGCAUCGCAGCCUCCUUCAUCCUCUUCUACCUGGUGGGCGGCGCCCUGCUCUCAUCGGCGCUGCACAGCGCACGCAUGCAUGAGGUGAUGUACUCGGACUUCCUGGGUCAUGUGCAGCGUGGCGCCGUGCAGAACGUCAUGUUUGACGAGGACGCACAGCGCAUCGUGUUUGGCCUGGUGCCCACCCCUGCGGAAGUGGCGAGCCACGAGCUGAUCCCCAUCCUGCUUAAGGCCGGGGUCCGGUUUGGCGCCAUGCAGAAGACGCUGUCCUCCGUGGCCACGCGGGCGCUGACCACGGCGCUGGCGCUCUGGCUGCCCCUCGUCCCGCUGUACUUCAUCGGCCGCCGCGCGCUGGGCGGCAACCAGCGCGGCAAGCAGAGCCGCACGCCCAGCAAGGGCGCCGCGCUCUCCUCCGCGACCUUCGAGGACGUGGCGGGCGUGGACGCGGCCAAGCAGGAGCUGCAGGAGGUGGUGUCCUGCCUCAAGGACGCGGGGCGCUUUGCGGCGCUGGGCGCCAAGCUGCCCUCGGGCGUGCUGCUCUGCGGGCCGCCCGGCACGGGGAAGACCCUGCUGGCAAGGGCCGUGGCGGGGGAGGCGGGCGUGCCCUUCUUCGUGGUCUCUGCCUCCGAGUUCGUGGAGCUGUUUGUGGGACGAGGGGCGGCACGCAUCAGGGAGCUGUUCUCCGAGGCACGGAAGAAGGCGCCCUGCGUCGUGUUCAUUGACGAGCUGGAUGCUGUGGAGCUAGACGGCUUUGAUGGAAGGCCGGGCGUGCUCCUCCUGGCCGCCACCAAUCGCCCGGAGUCACUGGACCCCGCCCUCCUCAGACCUGGCCGCCUCUCACGCAAGAUCACGGUGCCCCUCCCCGACGCCACCGGACGGGCGGCGAUCUUGGCGGUCCACCUCAGGACGGUGAAGCUGGCAGGCAGUCCUGAGAUGCAGAGUGCCAUGUGCCGUGCGAUCGCACGGCUCACCCCAGGCAUGAGCGGCGCUGAGCUGAUGAACGUGGUGAACGAGGCGGCGUUCCUGGCUGCGCGCCGGGAUGCCGAUGCAGUGGACUUGCCGGAGCUGGUGGCGGCUGUGGAUAGGACAAGGAAUGGAGUCAAUGGCGGUGCUGCCACGCCUCUGUCGGUGCUGGGAUCUCGAUUGUCGAGGGGCAUCCAGCGGCUGAUCGGCGGCGGACCAGACGCCGCCCCAGCCCUGCCAGCAGGCCGGUCAGGGUAA